Messenger RNA from Pieris brassicae (large cabbage white), 2913 nucleotides. RefSeq names its product mediator of RNA polymerase II transcription subunit 16 (gene MED16). Gene Ontology annotation, molecular function: protein binding. Lineage: Eukaryota; Metazoa; Arthropoda; Insecta; Lepidoptera; Pieridae. Gene Ontology annotation, cellular component: mediator complex. The coding region runs from base 317 to 2896 and encodes 859 amino acids. Gene Ontology annotation, biological process: positive regulation of DNA-templated transcription. The record is from RefSeq and is a predicted model, not a curated record. The transcript is spliced from 18 exons.
UCUGUGGUUAGGUCACUAACUUGAUAGUUGAUAACUCAGGGUUCAGGCGACAACUGCUUUUAAAAAUACUAAACCCUAACUUCUAGUUCAUUUUGUCAAUUAACAGUUGUAGUUUGUAAAAUUUAUGACUGAAAAUUGUAAUAUUCUAGCUCUUCUAUAAUUGUAAGGAAUAAUAUCAGUGUAUGUGAUUAAAAAGUAAAAACUUAGAAAUAUGACUUUAUAACUCUGUGUUGAAAAAACAAUAAGUUAGCUGAACUAAAUCAUGAACACGGUUUGGGAAAACACAAGUUACUAGUAGUUUUUUCGAAUUUUCAAAAUGGAUUUAAUCUAUUCUAUGAGACGUAAACCUUUGAAAUGUGAGCCACCUAAUUUAGAUGGCACUACAGACCCAGAAGUAGUGCGUCCAAUAUGCACAAUAUCGGUGUGUAACAUUAUAGCAUUCACAUCAUUUACUGAGCUCUCAGAUGUAGAUGGAGACACCUGGGGUGGGCAUGUGUAUGUAUGUGAUAUUAUCACACCAUGGAAUAGCUAUAAAGUUACAAGUACUACACAUCCUGUAUCUGCUCUUGAGUGGGAUGGAGAAGGCAAGCAGCUGCUAGUUGCUACUACUGUAGGAGAUGUAUAUGUAUAUGGGCAAAAGGAUUAUUUAUUAAAUGAAUGGACUUGUUUGUAUACAGGCAAUUUUCCAGGCGAGAGGGUGAUUAAGGCGAUUUUCUUCCACAAUGGACGUAGAGUUCUGGUAUCAGACAAAAAAGUUGAGGUGCCUAUGACUGAGAGAUUUCAGUUGUCGAGGAGCACUCCCACACUCAAAGGAUUUGGUGGAGCGGGCAGAGAAGGUGUGUGCAUAGUGACGGGGUCGGGGCUGGUGGGAGCGGUUUCAGGUUGGUCGGCGCAGUCUGCCGUAGUGCCACUUCGUCCCGCUCGGGAUCGCGUCACCGCCGCGGCCUUCGCCCACAAAAACGGCAAGAUCGUAGUCGCCGCCUUGUGCGUGUGCGGCGGUCGGGCAUCUGUGCGGGCAGGCGCCGUUUCGCUCACCCUUCCUUUGGCUUUGCAGCUCACACCGCUGCCCACGCUAUAUCUCCCGGACGACACGCCGCAGCUGCCCGUGUGCCUGAGUUGGAAGUUGUCAGAGGAAGUAGACAGUUUGUUCGUGGGCAGCACCACGGUGACCCUGUGGAAGCUGACAGAACGAGCGUAUCCCGUGCACAAACUAUUGGCCAAAGGUUCCGUCCAAGGGAACACUACUCCUGGGGGAGGACUGAAGUCGGCUUCGGAGUGCUUCGCCACCCUGAGCUGGCAGGCGACGGGAGCGUGGCCGGUGGAGGGCGGCGAGGCGGCGGCGGGCGUGGCGUCCGGCGGGCCUCAGGCUGCCUCGCUGGCCGCCCUCGCCACGCCCAGGUCCCUGCAUCUCAUCGGAGACUCGCACCACUACCUCUGUUCACGGGCGGUGGUGACGAGUAGUGAGGUGUCUCCGCCGUCUUCUACUCCGCCCAAGAAGACAAAAUACGGGCCUGGCCUUUUACCGAGUGGCGCGAGAUGCGCCCGCGCAUGCAGCGUGAGCGUGUCGUGGUCGGGGUGUGCGGUCGUGGUCGUGGACACGCACUCGCAGCUCCAUCUCUACAAACACACGCCGGCGCACGAGCACGCCAGCCAAGUGGUCUCUCAGACGUGCACGCUGCUGGAGUACGCCACGGUGAGCGGACACGACUGCGUGGACGUGCUGAUAGGACUCAAGCCCAACGUCCUCGAGGCGCUCUACGAGAGACUGACGGAGAACUUCCAGCGACAGCCGACCGCGUUCCAGCAACACUACUACUACGCCUGGAUCCGCCUGAGAAUGCUGCUGUGCAGCAUGAUCCCGAGCGGACAGGCGAGCGCGUCCAACUUGACAUCGGUGCUGAUGAGCGGGGCCUCGAGCGCCGCGCUGGCGUGCGCUCUGCGCCCGCCCGCCCCUCGCCCGGACGACAAGGACUCGCCUUUGCACGCGCUGGCAGCCCUGGCCGGCCUCUUCGACGAACAGCCCGACCACGACAAGAACCUGUUGGCGCUCGAAGCUAAAGCCGAGGCGCUCGGAGAGACGGCUCUGUCGGCGCUUCAGCCGCUGCAGGCUCUGCGUCGUCCGCUUCGGCGGGCUCUGCACACGGCGCUCACGGCGCUGGCGGCGCUGCAGACCUCCACUUCCCAUCACGGUUACGAGGUGUGGGCCGAUCCGUCGGCCCUGGGUGUACUCCGCAAGCUGCUGGUGGUGUCCCGCUGCAGCGCCCGAAGCACCUGGGGCGGGGUAGAGGCCGGAGCCGGUCUGCAGUCGGCCUUGGCCCGCCUCGCCGCUUCGCCCCACAACGUCAAGCCGGACCUGCUGGAGGAAUGUCUGACCCUGUGCGUGCAUAACUCGUCCCGGGUGUGGGACGUCUCGCCCCGUUGCGGAGUCGUCGCUCCCCACUCCAGGCCCACGCCUUAUUACGUGAGUGCGAGCGUCGGUUAUAUUCCGUUAUUACAAAACCAUUUCUAUCGUAAACGAGAAUCCCAUGAACAGUUGGAGUACGGCGUGGAGCCCGAAUCCCUCCGGUACGUCCCGGAGCCGCCUACUCACGCCGUUUCGGAGUUGACUCCGUCGUUCGAAAUGGACGCCAUAAGGUACCGUGUUCGGCAGUCGUCUCUAGACCUCGGCCUCCCGCAUCUACAGGCGAAUGCAUACUCGCAGGUACAUGUAUUUGGGCGGUGGCGACAAAGGCGGCGGCAGAUGGCGCGAGUGCGGGCGUUGCGGCGCGCGAGUCCUGGCCGCCUCUCUCUGCGCCAGACAUCCGCUUCAGCGGGCCUACGACGGACGCUUCAUCGGCGCCUGCAGAUGCGGAGGAAAGUGGAGUCUCGUGUCCAACUUCUAGAAUUAAACGAAUAAAUUAACUGAACGUACAA